AGAGAGAGAGAGAGAGGUGCACUACAGAGAUCCGCCGCACUGUGCUACAGUUUGAAAGUCGGACUGGAGCAGCUUAAAACGGCAACAGCGGUAUAAAUACCCAUCUUUAACCGGAUUAUAGAGACUGCAAUUCCUUCCCCAAGAAAGUGAGCUGGAAGAGGGCUAAGGCAAAAAGAGAGCUGGACAGGGAGAGAAAGAAAGGUGAUAGUGGGUAAGGUUCAGUCUUUUCAGACAACAUCAAAGAAAGAGUCACUGGAACCGUGUGUCAACACACUCUGACAGGAGCCUAGUGUGCUAGAAGAUUAAGAAGAUCAUCACCUAUCAUUCACACACACAUACACACACACACAUACUCACGCCCACAAACACGCCCACACACACGUGCCCACACAGACUGACAUACACACAUGUACACGUUUACAGCCUCAGCUGACCUCACAUUCAAACUCACAUGCUACCUCCCUUAUUCACUCUCUCUCACACACACAAGGCAUCAUCAGCAGAAGCUGGUCUCUGUAACUGUCAGAGUGACCUCGGCAGUUCUGGGCAGUUUUGGGCAGCUCUGACUGGGUUGCUUGAUUGAUCCACUCCUCUCCAAAUUGUUUACCCAUCAAAGUCCGGUCCACCAAAAAUUCCCACUCCAAGAGUACCAGCACCCUCUCUUCACGACAAGACAGCACAUUGACUCAGCGGGGUUCCAGCUCGUCUCUUGUGUUUAGCGCAGUGACGAGAACAGGAGGAGGCGGGGGGCAGCUACCGACGACUCCCUGCCGGUCCCGACUGACGCCCCUGCCAGGAGAAUGAAAAUGCAUUAAAAAUACAUGUCCCGGAGGAGGACGCCAGGCUCGGACAGCACACAAAGGUGGCCAUAAAUCAAUACCUGAGGGCUGUGAUUUCUUCAUCAUCACUUUUCCCCUCAGCAUUAAGCUGAAUGGACGGUGAAAAGAGUGACUGACCAGACGCUUCUAUUUCUGCUAAAGCUGAAGACUAAGUACUAUUCACAAAAUAUUCUGCAGGGCUGAAGAGGGAAAAAUCCGUUUUGCUCCUUGCAGUAUUUGUGUGGCUCAUACUUCUUUCAACAGUCUGUGACUGGUUUUCUAGGGCAUCUUUUUGUCUCAGGUUGUUUGCUUAUUUCUUCUCUCUUUGACUGUUCUGCCAGGGCAAAAUAAAAGGACAACAUCCAUAAAGCAAGUUUUCUGACAUCAAGUGUAUAUUCUCAUCAUCUUUGGGUUUUUUUUAUAAGAUAGCACUAUUUUUGUUGUAACCAUCUGCUUUGCAUUUAAAUCAAAGUCCUGUACCUUGUUCACAGAAGUACAUUAUAAUACAUUUUGAUUAGCAUUUAGAACGGACAGUCAAUCUGAGCCCUUUAAGGACGUUUGCAGUUGAGGCUCUCUUUCCCAGCAGUGUUGCAGUGCUAAUCAAGGCAUUCUAUCACCGAUAUUGACUUCCGUCUUCUGCCAUGCAAAGUGAAGUUCAUUAGCAUAUUCAUAAGUCCCAGAUUUCAUCCCAUCAUGUGAAAUGUGUGACAGAGGCCCUGCAUUCAGCCAUCGUUGGUGGCAACAAAUAGCUUCUGACGUGAAGAAAACGAAAUGCGAAAGAAACCAAGGAGCUCAAAGACACGACGAGAAACAACCUUCCUCCUGAGACAACCUUGGUGAACAAGGGUGGAGUGGGAGGGGGGCAUGCUUGCAUCUCUCUCGAUUCUGCUGCCGCCGUCAUGAUCCUCAUCACUAGCUGCAGCCUAAGAACAAGUGAUGCCAUAUUGCAAAAAUUUUACAUUUGCAUUAACGAUGGAUUAUUGUUGGUCCAUUAAGGCCAGUGCACCUGCUGCUCUGGAAUAAAGCCCACCGAACUGCACCUGAGGGACAUCCACAGUCUACCUGGUGGGGGUGACGUCUCUUGUUAAAGUGGUCGACUCGUGUCUGUUCACAUUCCUCCAAAACACAAUGGAGAGUCUGGAUGAACUGGAGCAUCCACUUCUGGCUGACAGCCCCAACCACUCGAACCGAAUGGGAAAUGGCACCUGUGGCGGUGGACUCUUUAAGGGAAUUUUAGUAAGGUGCGAGGAGGAAAAGAGGGCACCCUCUCUGGGGUGGAGGAAUUACUGCACUUCUGCAGAUAUGCGUCAUCAGCAGCUGCUGGAUCCGUGUUCCCUGCCCAGCACGCUGGAAUCCUUUUACCCUACGGCUCCAAUAUGGAGUCCUGCUGAGCCUCUGGGCCUCCAUGCCAAGGAGUACCUGGAAACCACAUUUGUGGACAUCAGGCCUGGCUCAUCCCUGGAGCGGAAGCUGCUGGCAGAAACCAGAGACGUCCACAGCGUGUCUUACAGCAUAGAGGAUGAGGACGACCUCCUGCCAGACUUUGAGGACUCCUCCAGUGACGACUUCAGUGACAUAGACAGUGAAAACAACUUUCCAUUAAUGAUCCCACAGGAUUACCUGGGCCUUGCCUUCUUCUCCAUGCUCUGUUGCUUCUGGCCUCUGGGUAUUGCAGCCUUUUACCUGUCUCAGAAGACGAACAAGGCAUGGGCCCAGGGCGACUUCCAGGCAGCUAGCGCUGCAUCUCGCCAGGCUCUCUGGCUAUCCAUCCUCGCCAUUGUGCUGGGCAUCAUCACCUACGCUUGUGCUGUUGCCGCACUUAUCUCCUACCUGUCUGGGAAGCCACCUUAAGGCAGUACUGAGCAUCAGGCCCCUCCCCUCUUAUACCACAUUCCCCACCUCUUGGACCACAUGCUUCCCCAAAUCCACACCUUGUGACAACUGGCUUUUAUUGCUACUAAGAAGUGCUUGUAGGUUUUCCUUAAGCUUCCUGAAAAUAUAUGUGCAUCCAAAUAGUCUGGACUUUUUCAUAUCUUGAGGGAUGGACACCAAUAAGUCUGGUGGGAAUGGAGCUCAACACAAAUAUUACAAAUAGAUAGAUAUAAGCUUAUGAAAAGGACAAAAGAAAAUACCUAUUCUGGCCAAAACACAGCACUGCACCAGUGACAUUACACCACUUAGCAGAAAUGCUUGCAUAGGUAAGAGAGCUCUGUGCCCCCAAAUGAACUGAUGAGUUUGAGAGCUUGUUUGAAGGGUAGAAAAAGGACAGGAAAUGCAAAACUUUGCGAUGGACUUCAGCUUGGAACAUCAAGACAAUCCUCUCCCUCUCCUGUAAACAUUGGCACAGUUCUACAUAGUUGCAGUGUCUCACAACCCCGUUAGGCCCCUUCUGGCACCACAGAAAAGCUGUAGUUUAAAACUAGUUUUAUUAAACAGUCACAGUUAUUUCUACCCUCUUCUCAAAAAGAUGUGCCAUUUUUUUUUAGGUUUACCUUUCCAAAUGUCCAUAAACAACAAAGGGAACACUACACUGCCAGCAAAUGUAGGAACCAGCAUGCCUCACUGCACGGUCAAAGUAAAAAAAACAGGGAUGGAAAGGCUGAAAUGUGGCAGGGACACACACACACACACACCCACCCAGUGUGACUUCCACUAUGAGUCAUACCAUUAAGAUACGCCUCUCCCGCGGGUAUCUUUCUGCCAUGCAGAUCUCCACUUUCCCAUCUAAUAACACCACUUACUCAGCAGACCACUGCAGCAGGUGUCACCUCACAUAGCUUAGCCCAACAACUUGCCCAAAAUGAGUGGAAACAUUUUCCACAUUCAAACGAAACCCUUCCCCUAUUGUGUAAGCUUUGGAGCAUUUAGGAAUACUUGCUGGUUGGGUAGCUGUUGACCUUGAGGUGCAUCCAUUUGGUUGUAGGCAUGCGCUGAGCUUAUGGAAAUGGGAAUUCUAAGCAGGAUGUCCAGAAACAGCACAGUCACCAUUGAUACCCAAUGUCGUGAUCACUAUGUGGGAGUCAGAGACUCUACAGUGCACCUUUAAUAUGUCUGUCUGCAUGGAGAUUACACACUGGGGACAAUUUCAGAAAAAGUUCAGAAAAAGCCACACCUCAGCAUAAAGCCCUCAGGGGAUGUGGGCUUUUGGUUUGCCUUGAUAAGCUGUAUUAUGUUAGUCACCCAGUAUGUAUCGCAUAAACAACAGAUAAGAGAAGUCUGACUGUGAUCUCCAGUAAAGGGAAUCACUGAGUACAACCAUGCUAAAAACUGUUCCAUUAUAGUAGUAUAGAAUUAACUGUUACUAUGUUUUGUGGUUUGACUAACUCCCAUAUUGUAUCAUUUUUGUUUGUAUCAGUUCUUCAUGAAAGCUGCUUUUUCUUUACAGCUCAAAGAAACAACUCAUGUCAGAUUUUUUGUGUAUAAACAUGUCUCAUUAUCCUUAGUGCAGCUCUGCUGGAGGAGCCCUGAAGAUAUGUAAUUAAAUGAAGUAAAAAUAGGAAAGUCAAUAUAUUUUGCUGGCUAUAGACCCCAUCUGUCGACCUGAUACGUGCCAUCAUGCCCCACUCAAACGCAUUUCAGUCAUGUACAAUCCAUGUCACACAACACUUAAAAACCCUUGUUCAUAUUGUCUCCUCCCAUUUAUUCAUAGACCAAAGUGGAUUUAUCAGGCAAAAUAAAUGACAGUACAUAGAUUUCACCUAGUUUCACCUGGUCUGUGAGUCAGGAAAGUGCAUGUAUCCUUAACAGGCACACCUGUUUUUUACUCAGUUUUUAUCCCAUUAAAGACAAUAAGAGAAAAAAAACCAAAACCGAUGAAGUACAAUUUAUAGGUGGAAAAACAAACUUUUUGUGCUUGUUAAUGUUAGUGUCGGUAAGUUUUCACUUAUGUCGAAUGCUGACUUAAAGGUUAAAAUGUCAACUGCUGAAACAGAUUAGAGACAAUAAGCAGUGGUCAAGCAAAACAUUUCUGUCAGGUACCUUCAGAGCGCCCUGCUCCCACCCCUGCCCAGAAACCCCCGCCAGCAGCAAGGAACUGGGUCAUGUCACGGCAGGGGAGAAGCCUCCACACCAGCCAGACCGGUUGCUGCUGGAUAAGCAAGAUAAGACAGCCUUCCGUAACAUUCUCCUCCCCGUGUUAAAGUGGAGAGCAUGACAAACACAUACAUCACACAUGAUAUGCACAUGCAGCGUGCCAGUAAACAGGUCGAGGUGCUCUGUGCACAGCUCAGCUAGUGAGUAGACAAACCCUCCAUGAUGAGCCUCUGGUGAGAGGCCCAGAGCCAGGAGCGGACUCCAUUCUAUUCAUCUAUUGGAUCUGUUUUACAAACCUUGUGUAAAUGUUUAUGUAUAUAAUUAAGAUUCAUGGAUCUAAACCAAUAAAUGCACUUGGCUUAA
Messenger RNA from Electrophorus electricus (electric eel), 5213 nucleotides. The record is from RefSeq and is a predicted model, not a curated record. Lineage: Eukaryota; Metazoa; Chordata; Actinopteri; Gymnotiformes; Gymnotidae.